Molecule: messenger RNA, 2172 nt
Organism: Plasmodium fragile
Lineage: Eukaryota; Apicomplexa; Aconoidasida; Haemosporida; Plasmodiidae
Exons: 1
Coding region: 1-2172 (723 amino acids)
Source: RefSeq, a predicted model, not a curated record
AUGUUUUUUACAGAUGUAAGAUUUAUAAGCAAGCUAGCGAGAAACAAACUUAACAAGAGGAGAAGCUGGAUAAAGCGGAAUAAAAAAUGGAUGUUACCUAGGGUUGAGAAAUCGUACCUGAAACAGGAGCAAGACUUCGUCGUGCAGCACAAAACCGUGCCACACGAAACCUUGCCGCGCAAAACUGUACCGCAGAGAGGGGAGUCUGCCCAUGCAGGGGCUGAAGCGGGGCGAGGUGAGGUAAAACAUGAAGAAGCCAAACCUGGGGAUGCACACAGUGCAUAUAGACGCAUCCUAGCGGAGACAACCCGAAAGGGAAAAAAGCAUUUAAAACCCCAUGAGUAUAAGAAGUUGUUGAAAAACAGGGAUAGCAGUGGACGCACCCCUAACGAUGACAAGUUACAGCUAAAGCACCUGCUGCGUAGCGGCAAAGGUGGGGGAACGAACAAGGGGAUACAAAUAGAUAUAAAAGAUUACAAAGACGAUGAGAAGGAAAGGAAAAAAAACGAAAUGAAUACAUUUUGGUACAUGCCAAGUCCCUUUGAAAAAAAAGGUGUGUAUGGAAUGAAGGAACAUUGUUUUUACAAAUCUUUUAUAAGAGACAGGGAAAGAGAACUGGACCAAAUCGACAAGAAAAAGUUAAAUGAAAGUGAACAAAAAUUACUUAGUGAAAUGCGAAAAAAGGGGAACAGUGUUAGUGGCAAACUGCUCGACGAGAGUAUACCUGCCAUGGAUGGAGACCAAAAAAGAGAAAAAAAAAUUCGCAUUAGCCCAAAAAAAUAUUGGUUUCAUGAUACGUAUCGUUCCCCUGAUAUCCCUACCUUGAGCACCGUGAAGGCAAGGGAACUUAGGUUUUUAAUGAUGAACGAAGCUAAGCUGGUUAGGAAGGGGAAAGUUGUGGAUGUGGAAUUAUGGCUAGCUUUUAUGAACCGAGUUUUGAACCUGUCCAGCAAGGUACAUGUACGGAGUCUUCUCCGAUACUUACAAACCAUUGCAUCUGUUAAGGUUAACAAUAAAAAAAUGAUAAGCGAAAUUUUGUGUGAAAUUUUCAAACGAGAAAAUCUUAUGAAGCCAAAACAUUAUGUGUAUCUUUUUCAAGGAUGCUCUAGAUUAAAAUGGUCCGAUUUCCAAUUAAUCUAUGCGCUAAAAAAUAUGACCUUGUGCUGGCCCAUCCUCCGAAAUAACUUCCUGGUCAAAUCGGCCAACUCGAUUAGUAAGCUAGGGUUGGCAAACAGUGUGUAUAGUAAGUCUUUGCAAAUUACGCUUUGUGAACGGCUAGCUAAUUUUUCAGGGAAAAAUUUAAAGGCCAUCAAGGCCAUCACCUUUUUGGAAUUCUUCACGGAGGAAAUGAUUUUGAAAUUCAUUUCUCUUGCCACCUUUUACAAAGAAUAUUUUAAUUAUUACACGCGGCACCUGCAGGUGUUGCAUCUGUACGUUACUCUAUUUUGCCCGUCCUUGUGCGAUAGGUUGACGGCGGAGCAGAGGGCUUUUCUUUGGCGCUACUCGCGCGGUGCCAACUGGAAAGAGAUCCGCGGUAAGGAGAGCCGCUCAUGCAGCAGUGGUGAGGACAGUGACGGGAGCAGCAGUGGUGAGGACAGUGACGAUUGCAGCAGUGAUGAGGAGAGUGACGAAUGUAGCAGUGAUGAGGAGAGAGACGGAAACUCCCACGAAGGCCCCAAAAUAGGAGACAAAAUACGCGGAGGGUUCACAAGCAUGUUACACAAAGAAAUCAGUGACGUCCUCACGCUGAUAAAAAUCGAGCACUUGAAUUCAGUUGCCUGUGGACCAUUCAUAGUAGACAUAUAUCACCCCCGCUCAAAUUAUAUUAUUGAGGUUAAUGCCCCCUUCCAAUAUUAUCUCAACUAUGAAAAACUAACAGCCUUGGCAGAAUGGAGGCACAAGUUUUUGCAGCACAUGGGGUUUAGGCUCAUUCACAUUUCGCACAAGGUGUGGAACAGCUUGCCCACUGAGAAGCAGAAAGUGGAUUACCUCGCGCGCCUCUUGCCGGCGACGAUGUUAGGCACGGGGUCACCAGGGGAGAAGCACCUCGGUGAACAUAACCCCGGUGAGAAUUACCCCGAUGAAAAGUACCCCUGCGAUGAAUUCCCCUGUGAGGAGUUGCCCUGUGAUGAAUUCCCCACUGAGGAGCUUCCCUGUGAGGUCUCCCAGUAG